Molecule: messenger RNA, 363 nt
Organism: Rhopalosiphum maidis (corn leaf aphid)
Lineage: Eukaryota; Metazoa; Arthropoda; Insecta; Hemiptera; Aphididae
Exons: 1
Coding region: 1-363 (120 amino acids)
Molecular function (GO): nucleic acid binding; zinc ion binding
Source: RefSeq, a predicted model, not a curated record
AUGGCCUCCGUCACCGGCGUUCCAUCGGAGCAACUCAAAGUCUUCAGUCUUAGGAAAAGAUACGGGGGCUCCCAGACGGUGUUGGUAUCGCUACCGGUCGGACCUUCACGCGAGCUACUCAAUUCCGGGCGGCUCCGCGUUGGCAUGAUUAGCUGUCGAGUCAAGCUCGCUGACCAGAAGCUAAGAUGUUUCCGCUGUUUCUGCCCCGGCCACACAGCGAAGGAGUGUUCCGGCCCGGACAGAACACAAUGCUGCAGACGCUGCGGUGAGACAGGUCACAAGGUAGCUGCCUGCAACGCGAUCGAAACCGCAGUCAGUGCUUUUGCCAGGUCCCUGGCGGCGGAGGCUCCAGCCCGGAAAUGA